This is a messenger RNA of Vicia villosa (hairy vetch), 1983 nucleotides long. Its product is annotated as cytochrome P450 71D8-like. Gene Ontology annotation, molecular function: oxidoreductase activity, acting on paired donors, with incorporation or reduction of molecular oxygen; iron ion binding; monooxygenase activity. The transcript has 2 exons. The coding region runs from base 34 to 1542 and encodes 502 amino acids. The record is from RefSeq and is a predicted model, not a curated record. Lineage: Eukaryota; Viridiplantae; Streptophyta; Magnoliopsida; Fabales; Fabaceae.
AGUAAGCUCAAUCAUCCCUAAAAUAUCAACACAAUGGAGCUUCAUAUUUCCUUCGUUAUUGUUCCCUUUUUUCUAUUGUUCCUAUUUCAUUUGCUAUCAAAAUAUUUCAACCCAAAAACAAACAAAUUGCCACCUGGUCCAAAGAAAUUUCCUUUGAUUGGUAACCUUCAUCAACUAGCCAUGUCUAAGAAACUUCCACAUCAUGCUCUAGGAGACCUUGCUCAUAAAUAUGGACCUCUAAUGCACCUUCAACUUGGUGAAGUUUCUACUAUAAUUGUAUCAUCUCCAAAAUUUGCAAAAGAAGUAAUGAAAACACAUGAUCUUGUUUUUGCCAACAGGCCAAAACUUCUUUCUUCUGAAAUUAUGGCUUAUGGCUCAAAAGAUAUUGUGUUUUCUCCAUACGGUGAUUUUUGGAGACAAUUGAGGAAAAUAUGUGUCUUAGAGCUUCUAAGUACUAAAAGGGUUCAAUCUUUUUCUUAUAUUAGAGAAGAUGAGUCUACAAAGAUGAUACAAUUGAUUCAAUCAUCAGCAAACUCAACAAUUAAUCUCACUAGUAGAAUUUUAUCGAUGGUGAGUAACGCUAUUGCAAGGGCGGCGUUUGGUGAAAAAUCACAAGAUCAAGAGGAAUUUGUUGUAUUGGUUAAAAAGGUUAUAGAUUUGACUAGCGGACUUGAUAUUGAUGAUUUGUUUCCUUCAAUUAAACCAUUACAUAUGUUAACUGGGAUGAGAUCUAAAUUGGAGAAAUUUCACAAGCGCGUAGACACUAUCACAGAAAACAUUGUUAGACAACAUCAAGAAAAGCGAUCAGGAAAAGAAGACAACAAUAUUGAUGUUGAGAAUGAAGAUCUUGUCGAUGUUCUUUUGAGAGUACAACAAAGUGGUAACCUUGAUGUCGAAAUAACAACCAACAAUAUCAAAGCUGUGAUUUGGGAUAUAUUUGUUGCUGGAACUGAUACAACUGCAACAACAAUAUUAUGGACUAUGUCAGAACUGAUGAAACACACUAGUGUAAGGAAAAAAGUACAAGAUGAAUUAAGAGAAGUAUGCAAAGGAAAAGAAACAAUACAUGAUUCUGAUCUACAAGACUUAUCAUAUUUAAAGUUAGUAAUGAAAGAAGCAUUGAGGUUACACCCACCUUCUCCAUUAUUGGUCCCUAGAGAAAGCAGUGAAUUAACCAUCAUUGAUGGAUAUGAAAUACCAAAAAAUACUAAACUUAUUAUCAAUGCAUGGGCUGUGGCAAGGGAUCCUGAAUAUUGGAACGAUGCUGAGAUGUUUAUUCCAGAGAGAUUUAAUGAUAAUUUAGUUGAUUUUAAAGGGAAUAAUUUUGAAUUUAUUCCUUUUGGAGCUGGAAGAAGAAUGUGUCCCGGUAUAUCAUUUGGUUUGGCUAGUGUUAUGCUUCCUUUGGCUUUAUUGCUUUAUCAUUUUGAUUGGGAGCUUCCAAAUGGGAUGAAACCUGAAAAUUUGGAUAUGACUGAACAUUUUGGAAUGGCGGUUGGAAGGGAGAGUGACUUGUGUUUGAUUCCUAGUGUUUAUGUCAUCUGAUUCCACAUGAGUCAAGUUAAAUAUCUAGUCUUGUGAUAUGUAAAAUUUCAACAAUAAAAGUUCAACCUUAGUCUUGUUGUAUUAUAAUAAAAUGUGAUGUGAUGUGGUCUUAGUAUUGCAGCUGCAAUGGUGUCUACAUUGAUUCUGCUUCCUUUAUUGGAGAGAUCUAGUUUUGUCCUGAUUCUGAUUCCUUGUUCUCUAUGUUUGGCACCUCUCGUAUUUUUGGUGCAGUUUGUUUUGUUGGUUCUUUGUAACUUUUUGUUGUUUGUUGUUGUUUUGGUACUUUUGGUCUAGAUGGACACUCCUUGUGCCAUUUCUUUGUGGUGAUUUAUGUGUACUUUGGUCGUUAGUGCCUUCUUCGUUUUCAUUUAUAUAUUUCAUUUGCUUUUAAAAAAUCCAUAAAUGCAUUGAUUGUAAAUCAUAUGGUAAUCAAACCACCAA